AAAUCCAAACUCAUUUCUACUGAAUUUUUCUCUCAUUUCUCAGUAAUUGUUCUCUCCGAUUAUUCUCGCUCGAAAUUUCGCUUUCUCGAGCUCUCUCUCCGAUUCUCUGACUUCGAUUCUCGAUACAGUUCUCAAAAGUCGUAGCUUCUGAUUUCGAAGAAUGAGCGACGCCAUGGCAGGUCCAUCAAGCAGACCUCAACGUCAAGCCAUUGACUUAAUUUCAGCAGUAAAAGAAUUACACAGGCUCAGCUCUCUGGAGCUUAAUAAGCUAAUCAGAGAGUCUCGGAAUAAUAUCCUUCACAUCGUCACUGAAACUGGGUCAUCUAUUCAGAUUGAUGUGGAAAACCUCGCAAGAUAUCUUCCGAUGCAUCUUAUGGCAAGGAUGAUGAUGUUGGCUGAAAGAGACGAAGCCUUGUUCCAAUACUUGUUAUGUGGAGUUCGAUUAUUGCAUUCCUUGUGUGAUCUAGCACCUAGACAUUCCAUCCUUGAGCAGAUUCUACUUGAUGAUGUGAAAGUAUCAGUGCAGCUUCUUGAUUUGAUUAUUUUUCUGCUUAUUUUUCUCAGCAAUUAUAGACAGGAACACCACACUUCAAGUCCUAUGCCCCUAUUGCAUUCAGCUUUAGUGGCCUGUAGUCUAUAUCUAUUAACAGGGUGUAUUUCUUCUCAGUGGCAAGAACUUGCUCUUGUUUUGGUUAGUCACAGUCAGGUCGAUGUAUUUAUGGAUACAGCUUUUGCAGCACUUCGUCUGGACAUCAAGUUUCUCCACAUCAAGCUGUCAGGUCAAUGUACUGAAGGAACAUUGAACUAUCUGUCCCAGCAGUGUGAGGCUUCUUUGCAGUUUCUUCAAUCAUUGUGUCAACAGAAGUUGUUCCGGGAGCGCCUUGUCAAGAAUAAGGAACUAUGUGGAAAAGGUGGUGUUUUGUUGCUAGCUCGAGCUAUUUUGAACCUAGAAGUCACACCAUUGUUUAAAGAGUCGUUCUCAGUUGUGGCUGCCAUUUCUAGGCUGAAGUCUAAAAUUCUAUCAAUUCUGUUGCAUCUCUGUGAAGCCGAAAGCAUAUCUUUCCUAGAUGAGGUUGCCAGAACUCCUCAAAGCAUGGAUCUGGCAAAGUCUGUUGCAUUAGAGGUUCUCGAGUUACUGAAGACUAUGAUUGUCAGAGAUCCCAAACAGCUUGCUUGCUCUGACAAAAAUUAUCCAACGGGGCUUUUACAACUGAAUGCAAUGCGCCUGGCAGAUAUCUUCUCUGAUGACUCAAAUUUUCGAUCUUACAUCAUGAUAUACUAUACAGAAGUUUUAACUGCAAUCUUUGCACUCCCACAUCAAGAAUUCUUGUCUAAUUGGUGCUCGUCUGAUCUUCCAACUCGGGAGGAAGAUGCUACUCUGGAAUAUGACUUAUUUGCGGCAGCUGGAUGUGUUUUGGAUUCAUCUUCAUCAUCUGAUUUACCGAAUGUAAUGAAUUCAGGACCCAAUUUUAUUCCUAUUAACAUUCCGUGGGCUUCAUAUGCACAUCAGAGAUCUUCUUUAUUGGUCAAAAUAAUAGCAAAUCUCCAUUGUUUUGUUCCAGAAAUCUGUAAAGAGGAGAAGGAUGUCUUCCUUGACAAGUUUCUGGAGUGCUUACAAAGGGAGCAGCCUAUAUCACCGGCUUCUGAUGCUGAAAAAGCUGUCACUGUUAGCAGCAACCUAUGUUCCUUGUUGAGUCAUGCAGAGUCUUUGACGCCUUCAUUUUUGAACAAGGAGGAUGUACAUCUAUUAAGGGUAUUCUUUAUGCAAUUAGAAUCACUGAUCACUUCAGCUGAAUUUGAAAAUCGAGUUCAGGAAAACAAAUUUGAGGGAUCGGAAUGCGGGGAUAAGUUAUCAAAACUCAAUAUCAGCGAACAUUUUCAGGAGAAUCAAAAAAGUGCAGGGGGAUGCUCAUCGCCCCUACUAGAUAACAUAGGUCCAGAUCAUACUAACAGAAUUGGUAACCUGAAAGAGGGAAUGUCAGAGAAAUUUGAUUUUCAAGAAGAGGACCAAUUAUAUGUCAGGAGCAGCUGUAUAGAUCAAACUGGUGAUAUGAUGCUGCAAGAUAAGGAGGAAGACAAAAGUAAAUAUGGUACGGAGGCUGGGGGCUUUAGGGAGAUUCAAAAUGUUGAAACAAGUGGGUCAGAUUCAAGCUCUACUCGAGAAAAGAACUCCAAAGAAAGUGGAAUUGGAGGAGUUCUAGAGGAUGAAAAGGUUGAAGAUGUUCAGUGCGAAGAGAAGCAGCAAAGAAAACGAAAGCGCACCAUAAUGAAUGAUGAACAGAUUGCUGUAAUUGAGAGGGCCCUUUUGGAUGAACCUGACAUGCAGCGCAACUUUACUUCAGUACAAUCAUGGGCUGAUAAAUUAAGUCUCCAUGGUUCUGAGGUUACAACUUCUCAGCUAAAAAAUUGGCUGAAUAAUCGGAAAGCCAGGCUAACCCGAGCAGCUAAGGAUGGUCGUGCUCCAUCUGUAGGGGACAAUGUUUUUCCUGACAAACAAGGUGUCUCAGGAAUUGUCUCACUAUGACUCAGCUGAGAGUCCUGCUGAGCAUGUUUAUAUCCCAUCAACUGCAAGAGCGACUAACCAAAGUGGAAUUGGACUUAACUGAUUUUUUUAAAAAAUUUAAUCUCAGCGUGAUGUUAUUAUCUUGAUAUGAAGAGUCUUUUACAUGACAUUUGUUUUAUGGCAACAUGAAUAGAUUAAAAAGAUGUCAAAUUCAUAGUGUUAAAUAUCUUCUUAAAAAAAAUACUUAUUUGAAUGGUUCGAGUGUGUUUGUUCAAUAGAAAGUGAUUAUAUAAUCAUUUUACUCUUAUUGUUCUAUCAUUGAAUACAUAGUUUUCCCGAAACAGGGAACUUCUCGAUUGAGGCUCUGAUACCACCGAGUUAACCCUCUAUGCUUCAUCCAUUUUUUAUUUCUUAAUUUUGAUGGAGUGAAUGCUAUUGCUUUUUUGUUUUCGCUAUAUUUUUCUUAAUCGAUGCAACGUGCUACAAUUUACAAUAAUAAGUACUAAGAUCAAACACA
Camellia sinensis is the source of this 3020-nucleotide messenger RNA. Its product is annotated as nodulin homeobox. Gene Ontology annotation, molecular function: single-stranded DNA binding. Gene Ontology annotation, biological process: flower development. The record is from RefSeq and is a predicted model, not a curated record. Lineage: Eukaryota; Viridiplantae; Streptophyta; Magnoliopsida; Ericales; Theaceae.